Lasiosphaeria miniovina is the source of this 5349-nucleotide messenger RNA. RefSeq lists its product as uncharacterized. NCBI's taxonomy places the organism in Eukaryota, Fungi, Ascomycota, Sordariomycetes, Sordariales, Lasiosphaeriaceae. The record is from RefSeq and is a predicted model, not a curated record. The coding region runs from base 1 to 5349 and encodes 1782 amino acids. The transcript has a single exon.
AUGCUCUCAGCAUCGACCAACAGACAACACCCAGCCUUCUCCGGAAGGCCUAGUGACCGCCAUCUCACCAAAGCGGACCAGGGCGGCCUAAAGCCGGAAGAGCUGAGGCUCUGGUCAUACCAGGAGCCCCCGCUGAUCGUGGGCUCCUACUCCAUCAAGGUCUCGCAGGAUAUCGCAACCAGCUCCGAGACCAUCAACCUUCCCCUACAACACGAGGCGACCCUGGUGGUUUCGGCGCCCAAGUUCAGGCUCCCCAACAAGGACGACAUUCACAGCGUGUAUCCAGCCCCAGGACACAGCGACUACUGCCAGACGCUGGCCCACGUCGUUUUCAGCCACCCGACGACACCUUGGGGCCGAGAAGGGACCCCGAAGGUCGUGGGCUUCAACCGCGUGCCAUGGAUAGGCCUGCUCUCCUUCACGGAGGAUGAGCUGGUGCUGGAUGCCAAAUCUUGCCAGGACGCUGGCUUUGAUAAAGACAUCGACAAGCUUUCGAGCUACGGUACCGUUUCCAUCACGGCAGGCAGGCUCGAGAAAAAUGACAAGGUCUCCUCGCCGCUCGACCCGGGUGCUACGAGCCGCGACUACGAGGUUGCCGACCCCGUGGAGGUCCUCCUCCUACGGGACGAGACUUUCGGGCUGCUGUUCACCACAAGCUACGGCGGUGACGGCGCUCCCGUCCGGUCCGGCCCUGUCGACACUGGCCGAUUCGCCAUGAUGGCGCACGUGCGCGAGACGCACGGCGGGUUCAUGGCCAGCACCGACCCGGCCAAGGCCCAGCCGCAGUUCUCAGUCGUCGUGAGCCCACGGACCGGGCCGCCCUCCGUCAGCAAGCCAACCCGUGUCGUCUCGCACCUGAUCUCCCUGGAGGGGCUGGACAAGAUUAAGGUGGCCAAGAACGGCAAGAAAUACGCCGGCCUCGUAUCCCUCCACAGCUGGGACUGGAUGUGCAUCCCGCCAGAGCAGGUCGACUUCGGGGAGGUCAUGCGCGGGCUAGGCCACACUCUACGCCCGCUCCGCAUCUCCGACCCCAACUUCGAGUACAAAGACGGAGCCUCAUCGGACUGGCUCCACGACAUCCUCAAGUGCGGUUACACGCUCAAGCGGCAUACGCUAGAGACCGGAGAGGAGACCAUGUCACUGUUCCGCGGCCCGCUGAUCCCCGUAGCGCCGAGCCGCGACAUGAUCCAGCCAUUUGUCGCGUCCUGCAAGCAACUGGCGCUGACUGACAAAACCACGGGCAUCGGUGACACCUCAUAUAGCGCGGCCUGGAACCUAGGACGGUCGCUUGCGAUGGCGGACGGCACUUUCACGACCAGUCUCCUACGCCUGCGCGGCCAUAUACACUCGGCCGCCGUCAAGAUCGCUAAGGCCCAGGCGCUUGGCGAAAAUACCCUCAACAGGGCAGCCUUCCUGAGCGCCGUUCAGGGAUCCAUCCAGAAACUCGCGGAAGCGCACGGCUCCAGGCAGCUGGCCAACCGGGGAGCGCACAAACGCUGGGUGCAAACACCCAAGGACCAGCGCAGACUCCCCGUCGAGCGGCUGUCCCGCGCAAGCCAACAUGAGGCCAGCAAGUACGAGGCGGCCGCCAAGAUGGUCAUGGAGAGCUACUUUGGCCUCGGAAUAACACCGCCCGAUACCGACGCCCUAGCCGUGCGGGCCUGGGUUGUCGACAAGUGCUAUCUCGCCACCGUGCCUCUCCACUACCUCGUUCCAGACCCAGACAUGCUGCCCCGGGAGUCAAUCCGCACCUUUUCCAUCGACGUCAAGUGGGUUGACGCCCUCAUCGACGGAGGUCUCAGCCUCGCCAACCACCGGACCGAGGGUGACGACCUGCUCCGCCGCGGCAUCAUGGACUGCGUCAGGACGUAUGUGAAAAACAACGACAAGGUCCAAAUCCCCAAGUGGGGGUUUCUCCUCCGCAGCAUCGCCGUGGCCGCCUUCCCGGACCUCAAGGUGGAAGCGCCGUGGCCCCCGGACUCGAAGCAGGCGGAGACCGGCCUCCGCGAAGUGCUAUACAUGCAGAUCCUCACCGACGACGUUCUCGUCUGCCUGUUUGACCGCGCGCCGGGCGACGCGGGCUUCACGCGCAUCACCAUCUCGCAGCCGCCGCACCAGCAGUGCUUCGCAUUCGGAGAGAGCCUUACACCAACGAAGCUGAAAUUCGCGAUCCGGCCGAUCCCGCUCGUCCCCCUCGAGGAAAAGGGGGGAAGGCCGCCCAGAGCAGACCCCAUCCAUCUCACGGCCGUGGAGAUAAACGCCAGCGACAGUAAGGUCGACCUGUACGACUGGCCAGCACGGCUCAUCGUACCAGACAAGAUUCUGCAGCAGUACGUCGACAUGCCCGAACAGCCGACCCAAGUGUUCAAGUGGAAAAAAGAGGAUCCCCUGCCAUCGUCCCUCCUAGCCUCGCAGCUAUGCAGGCCAGUGCUCUGUAUGAACCUGCCGAUCAAGGAGCUGGCGGCACCCCCGGUGCCGGACAAGAAAGACGAACACGCCCAGGACAAGCCCGUCCCACCGCCGACCAAGACCAAGCGGCAGCCAGCAGCCAAGCCAGAGGACGAGAAACCCGACCCCGGCCGCGUCGAGCCUGCCCCUGCCGCACUCCCUCGGGGCCCGCGCGAUCCAGUCCCGCUCGUACGAAUAGAGGGCAACGGGGGAGCAGUCCCAGCAGCGGCCCCGCACGAAGUUCUUGAGAGCCAAAAGCCAGACGAGGAGGCCGCAAAAGCCACCUUCAGCCCCAGCUCGCAGCCGCUCGAGGCGUCCUGCAUGCCUCUCUACGACCCAGGCGGACCCAGCGACGCCACCAUCUUCGCGCUAGACACGCCCAUCGACCUGAUCUUCUCCCUGGCCUUCUCGCAGGCCGACACGUCCAUCCAGGGCAAGCACCCGACCAGCCUCGAGGUGCGGAUCCCCAUCGCCUUCGCCACCGCGGUCCAGCCGGCACAGAGCGGCAGCAUCGCCGCCAUGCUGCUGCUGCCGGGCUCGGCGGCGGCGCCAACCCUGCCGCGGGUCGAGAGCCUCAACAGCAACGCCCAGUGGAUCUACACAACUCAUGUCGUCCUCGGAAGCCUAUACGAGCUGCCGGAGCCUCCGCCGGCCGUGGGCGCACCGCUGAACCUAAAGAAACAGACCACCGAAGCGCAGCCGACGACGAUGCUCGUCGUGACGCUAACGCCUCGCUUCGCAACAGGCCACAUGAAGGACCGCUUCUUCGACGGUUCCUUGAUCCUGCGGCGCGUCCUCAUCGCCCGGCCGGACAAGUGGGCCGACUCGGCCCAGACACAGUUUGACGUGAGGUGGACGAUGCCUGGAGAGAGGACGCCGCGCGCGCAGCCGCAGAAAGCACUGCUGCGGCGGGCCGUCACCGUGGUCCUGGACCAUAGCGGCACGUACUACAACCUAGACGACGACUCGGUGCGGGUCAAGGCGGCCGUCGCGACGGGGCUGGCCGCCCUGCAGGCCGAGCUGGUGCUGACGGCGCAACCGCGCGCUGGCGGCGCCAACGUCACGGUCGCAAUGACGCCAGGUGGUGAGGGCCACACCGACGAGUUCUCGGCCCGCCUACCGAGCGGCCGAGCCCAUAUCCCGGUCGCGUUCCGGGUGGGCGUGCGCGCCAAGCUCGAGAGCGCCAAGGGCGGCGGCGGCGUGGGCCGCCGCAUGGGCCCGGAAUCGUCAACGCGCACGGUGCCCCUGCUGCCGCGCGUCGGCCCGAUGCUAGGCAUGUACUGGGCUGGCACGCUACGAGUCAUUUGGGGUGGCGGCAUCCCGGGCGAGGACCCGCUGUCGCUCGCCGGGGUGCGCUUGCGGUUCACGGUGCUGACGGCCGACGAGACGCCGGCGAGCGGCGCGGACGUGGUGAAGGAGUUCCCGCUCAACGUACCAGAGGCAGUCCUCAACGAGGCAGCCCUACGCGCGAACCCGAGCGAAGGCGGCGAGAGGGUGCAGGUGCUCUGCGAGAUGGUGUUGCCUGACGAGCCGCGGGUUCGGGGCAUCGUCUGGAAGGACACGCUGCGUUUCAACCUGUUCCCGCUGCAGAUCCGAGACGGCCAGUUCAACUUCAGCUCCAGCCAGACGGUGGCCAACCACAGCUCUAUCGUCAAGAUCGAGGGCGUCUUCAUCAAGGCCUUCAUCGACGUGUUCUACGUGGCCAGAGACACCGAGGGCAAGAUCUGGAAUGCCCGCUUUGGCUGGAACUCGGAACUGCCUUCGUGCAGCGAGAGCCAGCUCUUCCAGAGCCAAUCCGCCGCCAGCGGCGCGCUUGAGGUGUUUCACUUUGGCCGGGUCCACGAUAGCCUGUACCGCGACCAACUACACUGGAUCGGGACCAACGGCUCCAUACGCACCUUUGAACGGAUCGAAUGGGAGUCCGACGUACCGUCGAGUUCGUUUGCCCCCUGGACCCUAAGCGGCCCGCCGCAGUUCCCACCACUCUUUCCCAACGGCAGUGGCGCGUGCCCCAACAACGGCGGCUCGAUGGUGGUCUCGACGCAGCACCUUCCGGCUCCACCAGGAGAAACCUCGUCCCUCAGCUACACCAGGUGGUGGGUCGACCCGCAAGGGGGCAUCUGCAUAGACCGGUGGUGGUCUCUCGAUAACGCCUUGGAUUCUGUCUUUCGCACGCUACCCGGGUUGUCGCGCGACGCCUCAGGCGGCGGCGCCCAGACAGACGGGCCGCGGCCGUCGCAGCUGCAGACACAGUUCGGUGACCCUCACCACAGUAACGUCAUUUGGAUCAACCCUUCAGGCGUGCUGAAGGUGGCACGAGUCCCGCUCGGCGACCCAACCAAGGGCCAGACCACGGCGCAGUGCAAGGACGCCGUCGCCGACGCCAACGGCAGCCCCGCCUGCGGCCUCGUCGCCUUCACGCGCAAGUGCUGGCUCAGCGACGGCGAGCCGGCCGCCGACAUCGACUUCGCCUUCUGGGUGAGCAGGAACGGCGCCGUAUGGGGUGCCUGGUCGCGCGGCGGCGGGGCCGACUGGGACACGUGGGUGUGGACCAAGUUCCCCGUGGCCCGCCCGGAGUCCGCACACCUAGCAACGCGGCUGCGCGUCUUCGUACGGGGCGCCGGCGACUCGGGCAGCGUGCUCGUGUGGUUUGGCCUGACGGGCCGCCUGCAGGCGGCUACGUGGCGGGAUGCGCGCCGUGGCGGGAACCCGGCCGUCUGGUCGCACGCGCUGGACGUCUUCAACGAGACCAUCUCGGCCAAGGUGGACAACGACUAUGUGCCCGAGCUGUGUGUUCACGAGUGGCAGAAGGACUGGGACAAGACUCGGCGUGUCCAGUUCUUCUGGGUCGCCAGCUCUGACGCGAAGUUGACGACCCGAACUAUAACUACAACUGGUUGA